CAGGCCAGUUCACCACCAAGCAGGCAAAAAGGUUAUUGGAGCUGCUGAGGAGGCACACACAAACCUGUGGAGUAGAGCCCUGUCCACAGAAGGAAAGGAGGAAGACCAGUUUGGUGAGGAUCUGUAGAAGGGGGUCAGUGUUGUGUAAAGAAGACAACGAGGCAGGCAGCAUUUCCGAAAGCUUUAUGACAAAGUGUUUGUCAGUCAGUCAAAGAAAGCGCUGGGAGGAACAUUAUCACAGCAGCCAGCACAUCUGUAUCCUCCGAGCAUGGACCGAGACAGUCACAGUGAGGACACAUUGUCAACUAUGGUUCUGGAGAACAUAAAGAACAAAUUAAUUGAUGCCUUCAGAGUGACAGGAGAGUCCCGAGAAGAUCUCCAGGACUCUGGUUCCACAGUCAGACCGGUCAGCGUGGGCAGGAGUUAUCAAGCAAACGAAGAGCUGCGGCGGGCACAGAUAGAUGGAGCGAUAACCUGGCUGAGGUCUGAACUGUUGGAAAUGCGCUCCCAGGACCUCCAGCUGGCUCAGACACUGCUGGGGCUCAACACAGAGAUCCAGAGACUAAGGAGGGAGAGUUUUGGAUGUGUGGAGGUAGAAGGGGGUAACCACCAGUAACUGGCUCCAGCAAAAGUCUAUUUUUUUUUUUACUGGAAUGAAUAGUGGAGAAAGUAAGGACUGUGAUGCAAAGAUUCAAAUGCACUUGCUUAUAAUAAUAAGUUGUAUCACUGUAAAGGAAGUUAGUUACCAGUUCCAUGUAAAAUACCUUUAGUGAAAAAAAAGAAGGUUGCAAUAUGUUGAAUUGUCUUUGAUCCUGCUCUUUUCUUUUUUGAAGAAAAUUUGCACUUACACAAAGUUGUGAUAAACAAAGUGGAACAAAAAAAAAAGAAGACAUAAAUGUGUGAAUGUAAGAGAAGUAAAAUGUACAAUGUCACCGUCUUUGUGU
Messenger RNA from Neolamprologus brichardi, 944 nucleotides. Its product is annotated as alanine and arginine rich domain containing protein. NCBI's taxonomy places the organism in Eukaryota, Metazoa, Chordata, Actinopteri, Cichliformes, Cichlidae. The record is from RefSeq and is a predicted model, not a curated record.